GAGCUGCAGCACAGAGCAGAGCUAGGCAGGCGAUGAGGAGAGUGGGCGUCAUUGCGUCUCUCUGGUGGUGGAUGGUGAUGAGGUGGAAGAGACAGACCACAAGUCGACUUCCGACGGGGCGUCUGUGCACACGACGUUGAAGCCAAAUUGGCGCCAGUCCGCCCGCGUGCGGUGCAUCUCCCUCUCUCUCUUCCGGCGGCUGCGAUCCCAUCUUCUCUUUCCCUCCUCACCAUCCGCCCCAGCUCUCUCGAGCGAGCGAGCGAGCGAGCGAGCAUGACUAUCCUAACCUCCUCCACCGACUCAGAUACACGCGCUCUGGUCGAGGCACAAUGGCUGUUCACCGAGUCGGACCUCUCUUCCACGCCCACCGUCCUCGCUGGGCUGAUGAGUGUUGAGGAGGAAAGAAAGGCUAGGACGAGGGGGGUAAGCCUCCUCUUCAGGGUGGGCGAUAGAUUGCAGCUGAUGAGCCAUGUAGUCACUUCAGCGGCCAUCUUCUUCCAUCGGUUCUUCAUGAGGAGAGCGAUGCGACCGAUUGGACACAGGGAUGCUAUUGGCGCGCAGCCGACAUUUGUCCCACAAGACGUGGCCCUUGCCUCCCUAUACCUAGCCACAAAGACAGAGGAGAGCUACCGCAAGCUCAGCGACCUCGUUUCGGUCGGGCUGGAGAUGGAGCCUAUGGUGACCGAGACGCUCGAGCAGCCUACGGAGCAAAGCCUCCGCGCCUCCAUCCUGCGACACGAAGAGCUUCUCCUCCCUACACUCUGCUUCGAUCUCAUCGUCCCUCACCCGCAAAAGGAUCUUAUUCUCGCGGCGAACAAGAUGGCCAUCGACAAGCCUCUCCUCCGUAUCGCGUACGCCCAUAUCCACGAUGCGUUUCGUGACCCGAUCUGCAUGUUCUUCGAGGCGCCCGUCCUCGCCGCAGGGGCACUGGCGCUGGCUUGCGAGGAUCUUGGGAUACCGGUGCCGGGCGAGGGGGUGAAGGAGGGGGAGGGGUCUACUUCGACCGCAGUAGAGGAUGGCGAGGCACGACCGCCGACGCUGUUGGAGGCGUUCCAAGUCGAUCAGGAGGAAGUGGAUGCGGUCGUGAAGGACCUCAAGGCCGUCCGCGAGGUGCUCUUCGCUGAUCCGAAGCUCUACCUUAGCUCAGGCAGGUUUGCGCCUGCCUCUGCAGCAGCAAAAGCAGCAACAGCAGCGCAAGCACAACGCAGCGGCAUCGACUCCGGCCUGGCCACGCCGCACCAUCAGUAUCGUCACAGAGAGACUUCUCAGCCGACGGCGAGCUCGAUGGGCAAUACGCCGAUCCUGAGGGGAAUCAGCGCGGCGGACAUGGGCGUGUCACCCUUGCCACCGCCGCCGAUGGAGAGGGUUGCGGCUAGUGUGGCUGCUCAUGGCUCAUCGAGGCCUGACUUGGCGAGGCCGCCGAGUAGGCACGGCAGCGUGAGGUCGGAGGGAAUGGCAUUUGGGGCUGGGCCGUCGUCUAAUCCAGCAGGAGGGGCACAAAAGCCGAAGCAGGCGUCGUACGUGCCUCUUUCCCCUGUAUUAGCACCGCCGGAGGAAGAGCAAGCACCUGGACCCGCAACAGUCGAAUCAAGUACGGCCGCUCGACCAAAUCCCCCAUCGCAACCAGCCCCGGCCUCCCGUCCAGCCAAAUACGUCCCUCUCUCCCCGCCCAACUAUAGCGAUCCAGUACCCAUGGAUACCGACUCAUCGCCCGCACUACGGCCGUCUCAGUCCCAGCAGCCGCGUCCACCAACGUCAGUCAUGGCCUCGGCAGCUGCCACGCCCGUGCAACGUCCACGAGUCGCAGAGCAGGAGGCGGCACAGAAGGUGGGGAGGGAGCAGGAGAAGAGCGAGAGGGCGGCUGUCUCGGCAAUACCUGCUGAUCACGAAGAAGGGGAGAUAGAUGAAUGAGUUGAGUGCAAUGCUAUGUGCUCGCUACCUUGCUUGCGAUGCUAUUCUGAUCAUG
Molecule: messenger RNA, 1966 nt
Organism: Jaminaea rosea
Lineage: Eukaryota; Fungi; Basidiomycota; Exobasidiomycetes; Microstromatales
Product: cyclin-like protein
Exons: 4
Coding region: 274-1911 (545 amino acids)
Biological process (GO): positive regulation of DNA-templated transcription, elongation; regulation of transcription by RNA polymerase II
Cellular component (GO): nucleus; cyclin/CDK positive transcription elongation factor complex
Molecular function (GO): cyclin-dependent protein serine/threonine kinase activator activity
Source: RefSeq, a predicted model, not a curated record